GCGGAAGGCACAUACCCAAGGACCCAUCACCACACGGCCUUGUCGCACCUUUCCACGCCGCUCGCCGCUGAUCUGCAUAUCGGAUACUCCACCCCCGAUACUGAGCACCGCAUAUCGCAUCCCGGAUAUCGCAUGCUGCAUCCUCGCGCUGUGCAUCGAAUCCUGUGCACUCCAUUUUGCAUAUCGUAGGCCACACCGCCCGCUGCCUCUCGUCUCGGCGCCUCCAUGGUCGUUCAGAACCAGCCCGCUCAGCUCCAGCGCAUGGACGGCUUUCUGCCAUUCAAGUUCCAUGCCUACGUCAUCGUCACCCACGAUCCCGAAGUCGAGUCCUCCGUCCUCGAGAUCCAGCGCGAGGACUAUCUGUCGGUCGCCACCCGAUCGUCCCGCUCGCGCACUCGCUCUCCCUCACGUUCACGAUCCAGAUCCCGCUCGGUCCAUCGUCCGUCGUCGUCGUACGGCAUCUCGCCCUUCCAUGCCUCCCGCAGUCGCUUUGAUACUCCCCAGUCCGACCGGCACCAAGGCGCUUCCGACGAGGACAGCGACUCGCCCAGCCAGGCUCCCGCCUCACUCUCGCCUUCACCCUUCUUGGAUGGCACCACCGCCAAGCCUUUUCUCGUCAUCUGUCCGCCGCUCUCGCUGAUCGAAGAGCUCGAGAAGAACACCCUCAAGAUGUGGGACGCCGUCCGGAAACAACUGGGCCAGGAUCCAUAUGAGAUUUCCCCUGAAAGCCGCUGUUUUCUCCAAAACUCGCGGGGAACAUUUGUCGCCAAGGAACUACCGGUCUCCUACGGCCUCGUGGACGAUGAAGUCAUCUAUCUCGUCAUUGUUGUUCCAAAAGAUGCCACUCCACCAACGCCUUCCCCUCGGCCACCGUCUCCUGUCGCCGUCGCAAACGAUGUUCCUGUCAAGCCAAAGACUGCAGCUCCGCCAGUGCCUAGCACAGAAGCUUCCGAACCCACACCACAAUCCAGUGAGUCUGCAGCGGUUGUCAAGCCAAAGCCCACUACCCCACCAGUGUCGACCAUAGCGGCUUCCAAAACCACUCCACAGCCGAACCAGCCUACAGCGGCAGCCAAGCCCACGCCACAAUCGAGUCAGCCCGGAGCAGUUGCCAAAUCCGCUCCACAAUCAAGCCAGCCUGCAGCAGCUGGUAAAUCAAAACCCGCAGCCCCAUCGGCGUCCACUAUUGCUGCUGUCAAAUCCGCUCCACCACAGAGCCAGCCCAGAACAGCUGCCAACCCCAUUUCACAGCCAAUUCGGUUCACAGCGCCGUCCCAAAUCGCCGCAGCGCCCCCGCCCAUAA
Messenger RNA from Polychytrium aggregatum, 1303 nucleotides. RefSeq lists its product as uncharacterized. The annotation marks the transcript as partial. The transcript is spliced from 3 exons. Lineage: Eukaryota; Fungi; Chytridiomycota; Chytridiomycetes; Polychytriales. The record is from RefSeq and is a predicted model, not a curated record.